Oldenlandia corymbosa var. corymbosa is the source of this 1566-nucleotide messenger RNA. The record is from the annotation of a GenBank genome assembly. NCBI's taxonomy places the organism in Eukaryota, Viridiplantae, Streptophyta, Magnoliopsida, Gentianales, Rubiaceae.
UCACAUCUCAAUCACAUCUUCUGACGUUAAAAAACUAACUCCCGGCCAAAAUUUCAGUUGGAACUUGGAAGACCGAGGAGAAAGAAACCCUCUAAUAAAAGAAGGAAAACCCCAUUUCCCCCUAACCUCAAACGGUGACGCUAUUUCGAAUUUUCAUCUCAAUUCUACUCCAAUUCCUGAUGAAGAACCAACACUCCCUUUAGAAUCUCUUAACUAAAUCCCUCGUCUCCUACUCUCCGGCCUCAGUGUUUUAAGCCAGAAAUCGGGCACGGUUUUACUUUUUACCGGCGACCAACGAACAGAAUUGGAGGAAGAAAAAUGGCGGUGAAGCUAAGGUUGUCAAGAUGUGGGUGUAGAAACCGGCCCUUCUACCGGGUAACGGCCGCCGAUAGCAAAUCUCUUCGUGACGGCAAGCAUUUGGAAGUUCUGGGCUUUUACAACCCUCUUCCAGGUAAGGAUGAGCAAAAGCAGAUGGGGCUUAAGGUUGACAGAGUGAAGUAUUGGCUAUCUGUCGGUGCACAGCCUUCAGACCCGGUUCAGCGUCUUCUUUUCAGAUCAGGGUUGUUACCCCCUCCAUUAAUGACUGCAAUGGGACGGAAAGGAGGACCAAGGGAAAUGCAUCCAAUUGAUCCAAUGACGGGACGGUUUUUAACACCAGAGACCUCAAAGAAAGUUAAUCUUGAGUUCGAGAUUAGUCCAGAUGAAGAUGAAAGUGCAAACAGCACAGGAACUAGCUACCUAUCUCUGAGCUUCUGAUGUCCUUUGAAUCACCCCUUUAUCUUAUGUACUGUGGUUUCGUAAUAACAAGAAGGAUGCCUCACUAACUGCCUGUUUGUACAUGAGAAUUGCAAGCUUAGAUGUUAUAAUGCUCCUUUUGACUUGUGUAAUUUCAUGGAAAAGCUAAAAAGUUCCAGUUCAUACGGAGUAUUUGCUUAGACUGAAACUGUGGAGUAUGGACGUACGAACUGCUUGCUGUUCUAGAACCAUGAACUUCGAAUACGCUAGGAACUCAGCUGGCCAAUUGCCUAUUGGCCAUCGUUUGACAUUAUUAUCCUCCAAUUGGGCUGUUCAGGAACCAUUAGGCUCAAACAAUUUCCAUGCUCAUUUACAUUCCAAAGCUCAUUUCCAAUCGGCCUGAUGUGCAGGACUAAUGUGGCACUAUUUUCGUCCCAAAAUAAAUUUGAAACAUAAUUUGGAACAAACUGAAUAAAUUAUUUUUGGAAAGCAGGAUAUACAUAAAAUAUGGUGAUUAUUUAGAAAUAAAGAGAGUACUCAUGAUCCUGGUGGUGGUUGUAAUUCGAGCCCAUGGGCGGAAUCCAAAAACAGAAAAAAAAAAAAACAAAAAAACAAAAAAAAAAGUCCCACAUAAUCUGAACUUGAUUUGUUUGCAAAAAUGGAUGGUGUCGAUAUACUAUUCUUUACGGGAAAGAACUUGCAUAGGCCCUGAGAAUGUGCACCAACUACAGUUUUAUGUACUCGUGAGCAGCACUUGAGAACAUUGAGCAGCACUUGAGAACAUUAAACAAACAACAAAUCCAACGUUGAUAGAAUCUCAUAAACUCCUGA